Elephantulus edwardii (Cape elephant shrew) is the source of this 11334-nucleotide messenger RNA. RefSeq names its product laminin, alpha 5 (gene LAMA5). The coding region runs from base 1 to 11334 and encodes 3777 amino acids. The record is from RefSeq and is a predicted model, not a curated record. Gene Ontology annotation, molecular function: signaling receptor binding. The transcript is spliced from 82 exons. NCBI's taxonomy places the organism in Eukaryota, Metazoa, Chordata, Mammalia, Macroscelidea, Macroscelididae. Gene Ontology annotation, biological process: regulation of cell adhesion; regulation of cell migration; regulation of embryonic development.
AUGCCGGUGCAGCUUCGGGAAGACUCUGGGAUUCAGGACCUCAGCCUUUGGCCACUGGCCACCAAGAGUGAUGUCAGCCCCACUGUCCGCUGGGACGGUCCUCCUGACCAGAUUGGGCCCCAGAGACUAUGCCCCGCUGGACGCCGCCCAGCUUUCUGGCUCCGGCCUGGCGCCCGGGCCACCGGGGGCGCUCGGCUGCCGCGAGGUGCCCGAAGUUGGGGAAACAAAGGGGACGGUCGUCGGCCUGGCCUGAGCCGCCGGCCCGCGGAAGACAGGAGCGCUGAGGACCGAGUUGAGGACCGCGGGCUGAGGACCAGGGCAUCCAGAGCGCAGCGGGCCGCCCCGACCGCCCCGCUCCCCGGGGACCUCAGCCUGCACCCGCCCUACUUCAACCUGGCCGAGAGUUCCCGCAUCGCCGCGUCCGCGACCUGCGGGGAGGAGGCCCCAGCGCGCGGGGCCCCGCGCCCCACUGAGGACCUCUACUGCAAGUUGGUGGGGGGCCCGGUGGCUGGCGGAGACCCCAACCAGACCAUCCAGGGCCAGUACUGUGACAUCUGUACAGCUGCCCACAGCAACAAGGCGCACCCUGCAAGCAAUGCCAUCGAUGGUACAGAGCGCUGGUGGCAGAGCCCGCCACUGUCCCGGGGCCUGGAGUACAACCAAGUCAACAUCACGCUGGACCUGGGACAGGUCUUCCACGUGGCCUAUGUGCUCAUCAAGUUCGCCAACUCCCCUCGGCCGGAUCUCUGGGUGCUCGAGCGGUCCACGGACUUCGGCCGCACCUACCAGCCAUGGCAGUACUUUGCUUCCUCCGAGAGAGACUGUCUAGAGCAGUUUGGACCCAGGACACUGGAUCGCAUCACGAAGGAUGAUGAUGUCAUCUGCACCACUGAGUACUCGCGGAUUGUGCCCCUGGAGAACGGUGAAGUCGUGGUGUCCCUAGUGAACGGACGUCCGGGCGCUAUGAACUUCUCUUACUCACCAUUGCUGCGUGACUUCACCAAGGCCACAAAUAUCCGCCUUCGCUUCCUUCGGACAAACACACUCCUGGGCCAUCUCAUGGGCAAGGCGCUGAGGGACCCCACGGUCACCCGGCGGUACUAUUACAGCAUCAAGGACAUCAGCGUCGGAGGCCGCUGUGUCUGUCAUGGCCACGCAGACGUCUGUGAUGCCAAAGACCCCACAGACCCUUACAGGCUGCAGUGUGCCUGCCAGCACAACACGUGUGGAGGGUCCUGUGACCAGUGCUGCCCCGGAUUCCACCAGCGGCCAUGGCGACCAGCCACCACCAACAGUGCCAAUGAGUGCCAGUCCUGUAACUGUCAUGGCCAUGCCUCUGACUGCUACUACGACCCUGAGGUGGACCGGCAGAAUGCCAGCCAGAACCAGGACCACGUCUACCAGGGAGGGGGCGUCUGCAUCGACUGUCAGCACCACACCACUGGCAUCAAUUGUGAGCGCUGCCUGCCCGGCUUCUACCGCUCCCCCGAUCAUCCACUGGACUCGCCCCGCGCCUGCCGACCUUGUGACUGUGAAUCCGACUUCACGGAUGGCACAUGUGAGGACCUGACCGGCCGCUGCUACUGCCGCCCCAACUUCACCGGGGAGCGCUGCAACACCUGCGCAGAGGGCUUUGCAGGCUUCCCGCAAUGCUACCGUGAGCCCCUCUCCCCCAACAACACUGGGGCGCAGAUGUUGCCGGCCGGACAGAUUAUCAACUGUGACUGCAGUGCUGCGGGGACCGUGGGCAAUGCCUGCCGCAGGGACCCUCAGUUAGGCCGCUGUGUGUGCAAACCCAACUUCCAGGGCGCCCACUGUGAGUCCUGCGCCCCUGGCUUCUACGGCCCAGGCUGCCAGGCCUGCCAGUGUUCCAGCCCUGGAGCGGCCGACAGUGACUGUGACCCUGACUCUGGUCAGUGCCGGUGCCGGCCAGGCUUCAUGGGGGUCGCCUGUGAGCGCUGUGCCCCUGGCUACUUCCACUUCCCUCUCUGCCAGUUGUGUGGCUGCAGCCCCGAGGGGACGCUGCCUGAAGGCUGUGAUGAGGCAGGCCGCUGCUUGUGCCGGCCUGAGUUUGAGGGCCCCCACUGUGACCGCUGCCGUGCUGGCUAUCAUGGCUACCCCAGGUGUCACGCCUGCGCCUGUGACCCCCGAGGGUCCCUGGACCAGCUGUGUGGGGCGGGCGGCAUGUGCCAGUGCCGCCCCGGCUACGCAGGUCCCACCUGCCAGACCUGCAGCCCCGGCUUCCACGGCUUCCCCACCUGUGUUUCCUGCCAGUGCUCUGCUGAAGGCUCCCUGCAUGCUGCCUGCGACCCCCGGAGUGGCCAGUGCAGCUGCCGACCCCAUGUGACAGGACUGCGCUGUGACAUGUGUGUGUCUGGCACCUAUGACUUCCCCCACUGCAAAGCUGGCUCCUGCCACCCUGCUGGCCUGGCCCCAGCCGACCCCUCACUACCCAAGACUCACCUGUCCUGUGUGUGCCGGGCUCAUGUGGAGGGGCCAAGCUGUGACCGAUGCAAAUCUGGAUUCUGGGGCCUGAGUCCCGACAUUCCUGAAGGCUGCACCCGCUGCAGCUGUGACCCGCGGGGCACACUGGGCGGUGUGUCGGAGUGCCAUCAGGGCAGCGGCCAGUGCUUCUGCAGGCCCCACGUGUGCGGGCAGGCCUGCGCCGCCUGCAGGGACGGCUUCUUCGGACUGGACCAGGCCCACUACUUCGGCUGCCGAGGCUGCCACUGCGAUGUUGGCGGGGCCCUGGGCCAGGGCUGUGAGCCGCGGACGGGGGCCUGUGUCUGCCGCCCCAACACCCGGGGCUCUACCUGCAACGAACCCGCUCAGGACCAUUACCUGGCCGACCUGCACCACCUGCGCCUGGAGCUGGAGGAGGCGGCCACACCUGAGGGCCACGCCGUGCGCUUCGGCUUCAACCCCCUUGAGUUUGAGAACUUCAGCUGGAGGGGUUAUGCCCAGAUGGCCCCUAUUCAGCCCAGGAUCACGGCCAGGCUCAACGUGACCUCCCCAGACCUUUUCCGCCUGGUUUUCCGCUAUGUCAACCGAGGCUCUGCCAGUGUGAGCGGGCGUGUCUCUGUGUGGGAGGAGGGCAAGCCUGACACCUGUGCCAACUGCACAGAGCAGAGCCAGGGUGUGGUCUUCCCACCCAGCACAGAGCCCGCCUUUGUCAUGGUGCCCCAGAGGGGCUUUGGGGAGCCCUUUGUGAUGAACCCUGGCACCUGGGCUCUGCUAGUGGAGGCAGAAGGGGUCCUCUUGGACUACGUGGUGCUCCUGCCGAGCACGUACUACGAGGCUGCUCUCCUGCAGCUGCCGGUGACGGAGGCCUGCACCUACCACCCCACCGCCCAGCCCUCCUCGGACAAUUGCCUCCUCUAUGUCCACCUGCCCCUGAAUGGCUUCCCCACGGCCACCGGGCAGGAUGCCCUCUGUCGUCAGGACAACAGCCUGCCCCGGCCCUGUCCCCUGGAGCAGCUCAGCCCCUCCCAUCCGCUGCUGGCCGCCUGCCUGGGCAGUGACGUGGAUGUACAGCUGCAGGUGGCGGUGCCUGGUCCAGGUCUCUACAUGCUGGUGGUGGAGUAUGCGAAUGAGGAAGCCCACCAGGAGGUGGGGGUGGCCGUGCACAGCCCUCAGCGGGCCCCCCAGCAGGGCAUGCUCACCCUCUACCCCUGCUCAUACAGCACCCUGUGCCGUGGCACCGUUGUGGACACCCAGCACCGCCUGGCCGUUUUCCACUUGGACACAGAGGCCAGCAUCCGGCUCACGGCCGAGCAGGCACGCUUCUUCCUGCACGGAGUCACCCUGGUGCCUGCAGAGAAGUCCAGCAUGGAGUUUGUGGAGCCUCAAGUCCACUGUAUCAGCCGACACGGCACCUUUGGUCCAAAGAGCGCUGCCUGCCUGCCCUCCCGCUUCCCCAAGCCGCCCCAGCCCAUCAUCCUCCGGGACUGCCAAGUGCUGCCGCUGCCGCCCAGCCUCCCUCUGACCCACUCACAGGAGCUCACCCCAGGGACACCCCCAGCUGGACCCCGGCUUCGGCCCCCCACCGCUGUGGACCCCGACGCUGAGCCUACCCUGCUACGGCACCCUCAGGGCACCGUGGUCUUCACCACCCAUGUGCCUGCCCUGGGCCGCUACGCCUUCCUGCUGCAUGGCUACCAGCCCUCUCACCCCACCUUCCCUGUGGAGGUGCUGGUCAGCGGGGGCCGCAUCUGGCAUGGCCAGGCCAAUGCCAGCUUCUGCCCGCAUGGGUAUGGCUGCCGCAUCCUGGUGGUCUGUGAGGGCCAGACGGUGCUGGACGUCACUGACAGCGAGCUGACCGUGACUGUGCGUGUGCCUGAGGAACGCUGGUUCUGGCUGGAUUACGUGCUGGUGGUCCCUGAGGAUGUCUACACCUCGCGCUACCUGCAGGAGGAGCCGCUGGACAAAUCCUACGACUUUAUCAACCACUGUGCGGCACAGGGCUACCAUAUCAGCCCCAGCUCGUCCCCCUUCUGCCGCAAGGCCGCGAUCUCCCUGUCCCUCUUCUACAACAACGGGGCUCAGCCAUGCGGUUGCCAUGAAGUGGGUGCUGUAGGUCCCACGUGCGAGCCCUAUGGGGGUCAGUGCCCCUGCCGUGCCCAUGUCAUUGGCCGAGACUGUUCCCGCUGCGCCACCGGCUACUGGGGGUUCCCCCACUGCAGACCCUGCGACUGUGGAGCGCGCCUUUGCGAUGAGGUCACGGGCCAGUGCAUCUGCCCCCCACGCACCCUGCAGCCAGACUGCUUACGCUGUCAACCCCAGACCUUUGGCUGCCACCCGCUGGUCGGCUGCGAGGAGUGCAACUGCUCGGGGCCAGGAGUCCAGGAGCUCACCGAGCCCAGCUGUGACGUGGACAGUGGACAGUGCAGGUGCCGGCCCAACGUGGUGGGCCGCCGCUGUGACACCUGCGCCCCAGGCUUCCACGGCUACCCUGCCUGCCUCCCCUGUGACUGUGACGAAGCGGGCACGGCGCCCGGUGUGUGCGACCCGCUCACGGGACAGUGUCACUGCAAGGAGAACGUUCAAGGCCCGAGGUGCGACCAGUGCCGUGUGGGGACCUUCUCCUUGGACGCUGCCAACCCCAAAGGCUGCACUAGCUGCUUCUGCUUUGGGGCCACGGACCGCUGUGACAGCUCCCCUCACGGCCGCAGGGAGUUUGUGGACAUGGAAGGCUGGACGCUGCUGAGUGGAGACCGCCAGGUGGUGCCUCAUGAGCGAAGAGCAGGGACGGACCUGCUGCACGCAGACCUUCGCCAGGGGCCUGAGACCCCUCUGGACAUGUACUGGCAGGCCCCGCCCUCCUACCUGGGGGACCACGUGUCAUCCUAUGGGGGCAUGCUCCGCUACGAGUUACGCUCGGAGACCCAGCGUGGAGACGUCUUUGUCCCCACAGAGAGCCGUCCGGAUGUGGUGCUGCAGGGUAACCAGAUGAGCAUCAUCUUCCUGGGGCCGACGUACCCACCGCCUGGACACCCAUACCACGGGCACCUGCAGCUGGUGGAGGGAAACUUCCGGCAUUUGGAGACCCACAACACCGUGUCCCGCGAGGAGCUCAUGAUGGUCUUGGCGGGCCUGGAGCAGCUGCAGAUCCGAGCCCUGUUCUCACAGAUCUCCUCGGCCAUCUCUCUGCACCGCGUGGUGCUCGAGGUCGCCACUAUAGGGGGCCGGGGGCCUCCCGCCAGCAGCGUGGAGCUGUGUAUGUGCCCUGCCAACUAUGGCGGGGACUCAUGCCAGGAAUGUGCCCCCGGCUACUACCGUGACACCAAGGGCCUCUUCCUGGGCCGCUGUGUCCCCUGCCAGUGCCAUGGCCACUCUGAUCGCUGCCUCCCAGGCUCAGGCAUCUGCGUGGGCUGCCAGCACAACACAGAAGGUGACCACUGUGAGCGCUGCCAGCCUGGCUUCAUGAGCAGUGGCCCCGGAGGCCCGGAAGCUGUCUGUACCAGCUGCCCCUGCCCCCUCGCCGUGCCCUCAAACAACUUUGCUGUGGGCUGUGUCCUGCGGGGUGGCCGUACCUACUGCCUGUGCAAACCUGGCUACGCGGGCCCGUCCUGCGAACGAUGCGCUCCUGGCUUCUUUGGAAAUCCACUGGUUCUGGGCAGCUCCUGCCGGGCCUGUGACUGCAGCGGCAACGGUGACCCAAACAUGCUCUUCAACGACUGCGACCCACUCACGGGCGCCUGCCGCGGUUGCAUGCGCCACACCACCGGGCCGCGCUGUGAGAUCUGCGCCCCGGGCUACUACGGCAACGCCUUGCUGCCCGGCAACUGCUCCCGGUGUGACUGCUCCCCCUGUGGGACGGAGGCCUGUGACCCCCACACUGGCCAGUGCCUGUGCAAGGCGGGUGUGGCUGGGAGGCGCUGUGACCACUGCCAGGAAGGACACUAUGGCUUCCAGGACUGUGCUGGCUGCCGCCCCUGCUCCUGCGGACCAGCCGCCAAGGGCUCCGGGUGCCACCCCCAGAGCGGGCAGUGCCACUGCCAGCCGGGUGCCGGAGGGCCCCAAUGCCGAGAGUGUGCUCCUGGACACUGGGGGGUCCCUGAACAGGGCUGCCAGCGCUGCCAGUGCCGCGGGGGCCACUGUGACCCCCACACGGGCCGCUGCUCCUGCCCCUCCGGGCUCAGCGGGGAGCGCUGUGAUGCCUGUAGCCAGCAGUACCAGGUUCCUGUGCUGGGUGGACCAGGGAGCCACGGCGUCCACUGUGAAGUGUGUGACCACUGUGUGGUCCUGCUCCUGGACGACCUGGAACAGGCCAGUGCCCUCCUGCCGGCCAUCCGGGAGCAGCUCCGAGGGGUCAACGCCAGCUCUGCAGCCUGGGCCCGUCUGUACCAUCUCAAUGCCUCCAUUGCUGCCCUGAAGGACCAGCUCCUGACUCCCCUUGGGCCCCACCAGGAGGUGUCCCAGCAGCUGGAGACACUGGAACAGCAGAGCGAGAGCCUAUCUCAGGACACGCAGCACCUCAACAGCCAGGCCAGGGGAGCCCGGGGGCAGGCAGAUAUGCUGGUGUCCAGCACUGAGGCCACACGGGACCGGGCACAGGCACUGCUGACCACCAUCCGGGCCAUGGCUGCAAGGCUGAGUGAGCUUGGUGCGCAGACGGACCUGUUUCCCACUAACGCCUCAGCCCCGUCGGGUGAGCAGCUGCGUCAGACACUGGCUGAGGUACAGCGGCUGCUGGCAGAGAUGCGUGCCCGGGACCUGAGCACCCCAAGGGUAGUGGCCGAGGCCGAGCUGGACGAGGCCCAGAGAUUGCUGACCCGAGUUCGAGAGCAGCUCGCCAGCCACUGGGAGGAGAACCAGGCAUUGGCCCAGCUAACCCGAGAGCAGUUGUCCCAGCACGAGGCAGGACUCAUGGACCUGAGAGAGGCUCUCAACCGGGCAGUGGCCACAACGCUCGAGGCCGAGGGACUCAACAGUCGCAACCAGGACCGUCUGGAGGAAGCCCUGCAGCGGAAACAGGACCUGUCCCACGACAAUGCUACUCUGCAGGCCACCCUACAGGCCGCCAGAGACACCCUGGCCCUCGCCUCCGGUCUCCUGCGGGGCAUAGAUGAGGCCAAAGAGGAGUACGAGCGCCUGGCCGCCAGCCUGGACGGUGCACAGACGCCGCUGUUUGAGAAGAUCAGGGCCUUCUCCCCAGCCAGCAGCAAAGUGGACCUGGUGGUGGCGGCAGAGGCCCACGCACAGCGGCUGGACCAGCUGGCCCACAACCUGUCCAGCAUCAUUCGUGGGGUCAACCAGGACCGUGUCAUCCAACGUGCCAUCGAAGCCUCCAACGCGUACUCCAGCAUCCUGCAGGCCGUGCAGGCCGCCGAGGAGGCCGCUGGGCAGGCCCUGCUGGAAGCCAGGCACGCAUGGGAGACGGUGGUGCAGCAGGGCCUGAGGGCCCGAGCCCAACAACUGCUGGCCAAGAGCAGAGACCUGGAGGAGAUGGGCCACCAGCAGCAGGCGCGACUGAAGAGCGUGCUGGACUCCCUGCAGCCCACUGGGACAAAACUCCGAGAUGCCCAGGCCCAGAAGGACCGGCUGGCAGCCCAGAUCAGGGACUUACAGGCCAUGCUGGCCAUGGACACAGGCACAAGUGAGAAGAUUGCCCAUGCUAAGACUGUGGCCACCGAGGCCCAGGAGACAGCUGCCCGCAUCCUGGCCAAGGUGCAGGACAUGCAGAAGAAUGUGGAGCAGUGGCAGGGCCAGUAUGCAGACCUCCGGGGCCAGGACCUGAACGAGGCCAUGCAGGAUGCUGGACGCUCAGUGUCCACUCUGGAGCACACGGUGCCACAGCUGCUGGCUAAGCUGAACCUGCUGGAGGGCCGUGGCAGCCACAACGCUAGUCUGGCCCUGUCCGCAAACAUCGCCAGGGUACGCCAGCUCAUCGCCCAGGCCCGGGGAGCGGCCAACAAGGUCAAGGUUCCCAUGAAGUUCAACGGGCGCUCGGGGGUGCAGGUGCGCACCCCACGGGACCUGGCCGACCUGGCUGCCUACACCUCCCUCAAGUUCUACCUGCAGAGCCCAGAGCCCGAGCCUGGCCAGCCUGCUGGGGACUACUUCGUGCUGUACAUGGGCAGCCACCAGGCCAGUGGUGACUACAUGGGCGUGGCCCUGCGUGACCAGAAGUUGCACUGGGUUUACCGCCUGGGGGAGGCGGACCCCACCACGCUCAGCGUCGAUGAGGACAUCGGAGAGGAGUUCGCAGCUGUCAGCAUUGACAGGACCCUCCAGUUUGGCCACAUGUCCAUUACAGUGGAGAAACAGAUGGUCCAUGAGACCAAGGGCGAUGCCAAGGCCCCUGGGCACGAGGGGCUGCUCAGCCUGCGGCCCACCGACUUCGUCUUCUACGUGGGUGGCUAUCCCCGCAACUUCACGCCCCCCGAGCCCCUCAACUUCCCUGGCUAUCGUGGCUGCAUCGAGGUGGGCACGCUGAAUGAGGAGGUGCUCAGCCUGUACAACUUCGAGAGGACCUUUCAGCUGGACACGGCCAUCGACAAGCCCUGUCCUCGGUCCAAGUCCACGGGUGACCCCUGGCUCACAGACGGCUCCUACCUGGACGGCACUGGCUAUGCGCGCAUCAGCUUCGAGAGCCAGAUGAGCAACACCAAGCGCUUCGACCAGGAGCUGCGGCUGGUGUCCUACAGCGGCGUGCUCUUCUUCCUGCAGCACCAGGAUCAGUUCCUGUGUCUGGCUGUCCGGGAGAGGCACCCAGUGCUCCUCUAUGACUUUGGCAAGGGCCUGAGGGAGGCCACCCCCAUGCAGCGCCCCACACCCACCCUCACUGCGGACAGCAAGGCGGUCCAGGUGUUCCUACUGGGUGGGGCCCGGAAGCGGGUGCUGGUGCGUGUGGAGAGGACCACCGUGUUCAGCCUGGAAGAAGAGAACAUGCUGGAGCAGGCGGACACCUACUUCCUGGGCGGGGUGCCGCCACACCUGCUGCCCUCCAGCCUGCGCCAGCUCUUCCCCUCGGGAGGUUCCAUCCGCGGCUGCGUCAAGGGCAUCAAAGCUCUGGGCAAGUAUGUGGACCUCAAGAGACUGAACACUACGGGCAUUAGUGCUGGCUGUACAGCCGACCUCCUGAUGGAACGGGCUGUGAGCUUCCAUGGCCAUGGCUUCAUGACGCUGGAGCUGGCGGACGUAGGACCCCUCCCUGGACACAUCUACUCUGGCUUCGGCUUCCGCACCACGCAGUCAGAGGGGCUGCUGUUCUCCCGAGCUGUCCAGGACGAACAGUGCCAGGUGUGCCUGCAGGAGGGCCACAUUGUACUCUGGCUUCUAGAGACAAAGGUGAAGACCUGGGGGCGCUUUGAUGACGGAGCCCCUCACUAUGUCGCCUUCUACAGCAAUGCCACUGGGGUCUGGAUAUACGUGGACGACCAGCUGCAGCAGACGAGUGCCCACCAGCAGCCAUGCCUGAGGACUGCCGCGGAGUCCCCCCAGCUUUUCCUGGGUGGCUCAGACAAGUCCGCUGAUGUCCACAACUUCAGCGGCUGCAUCAGCAACGUCUUUGUGGAGCAGCUGCAGGGCCCACAGCGUGUGCUCAACCUGCAGCACAGCACAGCUGCUCACAACGUGACCGCAGGCUGCACGCAGCCACCCCAGGGCUGGACCCCCAGGACAGAGCCUCAAGGAAUUCGCGCCCCAGUGCACAAGGCCUCCAGACGCAGCCGCCAUCCUGUCCGGUACCCUGUCCAGGACUCUGCCUGCAGGCUCUCCCCAUCCCCCAGGAGCCUCCGAGAUGCCUAUCAGUUUGGGGGACCCCUGACCAGCUAUAUGGAAUUUGCAGUCAGUCACAGGGCCCGGUCCCACAUCUCCUUGCUUGUGUGGCCACGUGCCUCCCACGGCCUUUUGCUGCUCUCUGCCCCCCUGAUGCCCGGCGGCCCCUCCCUGGCACUCUUUCUGAGCCAUGGACACCUGGUCGCAAAGACAGAAGGCCCCAGGCCCCAUUUCCAUGUCAAGAGCCAGGGACAGUUACAGAUGGGUCGAUGGCACAAGGUGUCUCUGCACUGGACGCAGGGUCACCUCCAGCUGGUGACUGACGGGGUCCGUGUCCAGAGACAGGAAAGGCCUCUUCACCAGCAAAAGGGGUGGCAAGGCCCCCUGCCCAGCGCCCUCUUUGUAGGGGGCCUCCCCCCAAGUGGCCAUAGCUUCCAGCUCCCGGUGAGAGCCAUUGCCUCGGGGUUCAGCGGCUGUGUGAUGAAGUUGAAAUGGAACAAGCAGCUGCUGGAGGUCCCCGUGAGGAUGAGGGCCAUCACGCCCUGCUCCCCAGGCCCCCUGGAGCCAGGCCUUUUCUUCACUGGCAGUGGGGGUGUCAUCACUGUAGACCUUCCAGAGGCACUGGGGCCCAGCCUGGACCUGAGACUAGAGAUGCGGCCCCAGGCAGCCAAGGGCCUGGUUUUCCAUCUGGGCCAGGCCCAGAUGCCCCCCUACCUGCAGCUGCAGGUGUUGGGGAAGCAGGUCCUGCUACAGGGGGACGACGGGGCAGCCAAGUUCUCCACUCUGGUGACCUUGCCCGCUGAACUGUGUGACGGGCGCUGGCAUCACCUCGCAGUGACCAAGACUGAGGCUGUGACCCGGCUGGAGGUGGACUCGAGCAGCAAUUACACCCGGAGCUUUGCACAGACCACUGCCACGGGCCUCAGGGCUCUGCACCUGGGCGGGGUGCCUGGUGAGUGGUCCCUGCUCCUGCGGCCCCCAGCCUACCACGGCUGCUUGAGAUCCUUGCAGGUGAAUGGAGCCCCAGUCCCCAUCACACACCCUGUGGAUGUCCAGGGGACAGUGGGGGCCAGUGGCUGCCCACUUGUGGAACAUCACAGCCCCCCUCCAUGA